CCCGGCAUGCCCCGCGCCGCCACACCUCCUCUGAUUGGCGCCGAACACCGGAAGUGCUGCGCGAACGACGGGUCCCGGCAGGGCCCGGCGGGGGAUUCCCGGCGCCGGCGGCGGCUCCUCGAUGGCGGCUCCCGCCUGACGCGGCCCGGCCCGGCCCCGAUGGCGGCCGCGGAGGCGCCGCCGCCGCCGCCUCCUCCCACCACGGGCGACGUGAAGCGGCCGGAGGCCGAUGAGUGGUGCGACAGCGGCCUGGGCUCGCUGGGCGAGGGGGCGCUGGGGCCGCUGCCCGCCAGCCCCGGGCCCGACGACAACGCGGAGGCGGCGUCCCCCGGCGCGGAGCCCGGCGCUUGGCUGCGGCACGUCCUGGGCUUCCUCACGGAGGACGGAGACACGGCGCUGCACUUGGCCGUGAUCCACGAGCACGAGGCGUUCCUGGACUCCAUCCUGCAGCACACGGCGGGAAGCGCCUACCUGGACCUGCAGAACGACCUGGGGCAGACCGCGCUGCACCUCGCCGUGAUCCUGGGCCUGGAGAGCUUCGUGCGGAAGCUGCGGGCGGCGGGCGCGGGGCUGCGGGCGCAGGAGCGGGGGGGGCACACGGCGCUGCACCUCGCCUGCCGCGAGGGGCACCCGGCCUGCGCCCGCCUGCUCCUGCCCGGGCACCCCCCCCCCGCGGCGGAGCCCGAGGCGAGGGCUCAGCUCGACAGCGUCAACUACGAUGGUUACACCCCCCUGCACAUCGCGGUGCUGCGCAAGGACGUGGAGAUGGUGGAGCUGCUGCUGAGCGCCGGCGCCGACCUCAACAAACCGGAGCCCAGCUGCGGCCGCAGCCCCCUGCACUUGGCGGUGGAAGCGCAGAGCCCGGAGGUGGCCGAGGUUCUGCUCCGCGCCGGAGCCGACCCCGGCGCCCGCAUGUACGUGGGGUACACGGCGCUGUACAGCGCCCGGCACCGGCCCGACCCCCGCCUGCCCCCCCUGCUGCGGCGCUUCGGGGCGCAGGACCCCCCCAGCGACGAGGACGGCGACAGCAGCGAUGAAGAUGAAGAUGAGGACGAGGAGGAAGAGGAGGAGGAAGAAUACGACGACAUCGUCAUCAACAGCGGCCGCUGCGUGGACUGACCCCCCCUCAGGUCUCCCCCUAUUUAUCUGGGGGCUCCUGGUGCCUGGACUUUAGGGGAGCCCCCCCCAAAAUGUCCCCCCCCACCCCAGUCCUGGGGGUAGCGAUAGAGCAUUUGUAUCAGUUGUACAAUAAAAGGGGCCUUCAGCCUCCUCAGAGCCC
Strigops habroptila (Kakapo) is the source of this 1279-nucleotide messenger RNA. RefSeq names its product NFKB inhibitor beta (gene NFKBIB). Bases 7 to 1119 code for a protein of 370 amino acids. Gene Ontology annotation, molecular function: protein binding. The record is from RefSeq and is a predicted model, not a curated record. Lineage: Eukaryota; Metazoa; Chordata; Aves; Psittaciformes; Psittacidae. Gene Ontology annotation, biological process: cellular response to lipopolysaccharide; signal transduction. Gene Ontology annotation, cellular component: cytosol. The transcript has 6 exons.